UGUUGCCCAGGCCAGACGGGUGUGAAGGAGCGGCCGCACGUACCAGAACACGAACUGGUAAGCGACAUCGCUCGAAUGGCGUUGUUUCAAACGUUGACUGUGCAGUUCUCGAAACACAAGUCUGUGAUAUUUUGUAUGCGUGUUACGUGUUCCCUGAAACAUGUGUAAUAGCGUUCAGUUUAAAUGUCGGCGCCCAUGUGACUAUUGAUGGUAAACGGACACCAGCUUCGUCAUUGUGGUGGGGCAGCUCAAGUUGCUACUCUACUCGCAUCAAUUAUUGGACGUCAUGGCUGCAGAAUGUCUGCAAGGGUCUCUUCCCCAUGCAUAAUCAGGGGACGUUCCGCGUGACGCUGUCGAUGAGGAAAGAGCCCGAGGGCAGGCCGGUGUUCUGCAAGAUGGAGACCGCCCAACGCUUCAAACAGCAGAAGACGGUGAAGCUACACACCGAUACAACAUACCGCAUGGACGUGAGCUUCAAACCUCCGCGAGCCCUGCAAAGUCUUGUGAUAGCUGGCCAAGAGAUGCAGCCUUGUGAGAGGUCAAGAGACAGUACAGCAUGUGCCUACUCUUCCUACUACAAUACAGUUGGUAUGAGUCCCAGUAAGAAGGGACAGAGACAGGAUCUCAUCAUUGGUAUGAAGGUGCAGGGAUCAGGGGAACUGUCAACAUGCCUACAGAUCAAACUGUACAAGCAGCGUGAUACACAACACUGUGAGUGGGGCAGUCGACUCCAUUGCAUAGAGCUCGAUUGUUGUGAUAAUGAAGGUGCCAUGGCCGUUACAGUCAACAAAGAAACCUACAGGAAACUGGGCCUGGAUUGCUAAUUCUCCAUCCCUCCAGCUUCACUCUGCAGUCAUCUUUCACCUUGCAUCAGUGAGGCUUGUUCAAAUAAAACCCAUUUGAGGAUUGUUCUGGGCAAAGGGGGUAGAAGACAUUAAAAAUAGUCCCCAUGGGCUUUGAGAAAGGCAUCCCACUGAUGUAUGAGCUGAUGGAUCCCAUCUAAGAACUCUCUGGGCUGCUGCAAGAACCGCUGUACCACCGCAGCCUUGAUAUCUUAACCUGACCUGAAUCUAAAAGCCCUUUAACACUUUUGUGAGAGGACUGGACAAAUGGAAGUCACGCAGUAACAGGUCUUGGCUAUGUGGGGCAUGGUCCGACACCUUACAGUGCGUGGAACCGUCGUACGAGAGUACCUCGGAAAGCAGAAGCACCUAGAAGCUAGUCAUCUCAACCAGGAUGUAAUACCAUACACACAUACAGUUUUUACUUUCCUUCUUUAAGAUACGUCAUUCAGAAGCCAUCACACUGGUAUGAAUCCCGAUUCUUAAAUACAAACUAACGUAACUGUAUAAAAGGAUGAGGUAUGGUUUUUAAGCACAUAACUUCGUUUAAGUUUUGAAUAAAUUGUAAUGAAUUCAAAUUCUGAAACCCUUCAACUUUUCAUGACUGCAAACUAGAUUGCUCCUGUUUUGGUACCAAGUCAUAUUAACAUGACUGCAGUUAAUCCUGAUUUUGUAAUUUAACAUAAUAUUCAAGAUUUGCAAUGAAGUGGUGUUGCUAAUAUUAAAAAAAAUUAAUGUAGUCUGGAACACAGUUCUCAGUUAUUUGUUCGCAGGAGAACAGGAUUAUAAAUAUUCUAAUGAUAAGAUUGUGAAUGGUGCUUCUUCCUGUAAGUUUAUGCAACUGCACACAAAAGAGUAUUACCAGUUCUAAAUUUGGUAUGCUGGGAGAAGUGCACUGUCAUGCAAUGUUCCUGAAAAACAUUACUUAAAUUGCAGUUGUAACACAAUAACAUGCCACAUAUUAUGUAGGCAAAAGUAAUGAGAUUGGAAUCAUAGCAAGGAAAAUGUAUGUCCUAAUGAUUUGCUUUAUACAAGCAUAAGAUGGCCGGCCACGCGGUCUGAGGCAUGUACCUCAUGCGCCUGGCCACUGGGACCGUGGGUUCGAGUCCCACUCAAGGCAUGGAUGUUUGGCGGAGUCCUUUCUCUUCCAGUCUGUUGGAUAAAGACUGGCCACGGAAGGCAAGGCGAAACCAUCGUGGUAUCUUUGUAGGUCAAAACCCCGUAAUGGGGGGCCAACCAAUCUUAGGAUUGAUAACCCAAAAAAAAAAAACAAAGCAUAAGAUGAGUCACUAUUCUUCAUUCAAAAAUUUUGGUGGGAAGGAAGUGUCUAGUGAAUCAAGCUGAGAUAUUAUUGGGGAUGUUCCAACAGAUUCUGCACAGUUGGCUGACAGUUUCACUCAUUUAUGGAUCACACAGGUGGGUACUGAGUUUCCUUCUUGUAUUUAUCUGAUUCACUGAAAGAUUCCCUCCAGAAGCAAAACUGUCAACUCUGAUUUCUUUGAGACAUGAUAAGGCAAUUAAAUUAUUUUAAUUUGGAGAUCUAGAAUCUUCAGUGUAUUCUGCAGUCAAUGCGGCAACAUCACCUAGCAUUUACUAUCAAUAAUAUAAGAUGUGUAAUGGCUUAUAAUAAGUAAAAAUUUUCAACACUUGAAACAUAUGAUCUGCAAUAACUGUUCAAUCUUCACAUUUUCUGUAUUUUGCCAAAUAACAGUUCUCCUAUGGCCCUGAAUUUAUGGGACAUGCUAUAUAUGUUGGUCGAGUUACAGGAACAACUGCCUCAUGAUUCUUAUUUUUGUUUAAACUUAUUUUGCUAAGCAUACAAAUAGCUUGUUGUCUACAAUUAAGGAGUGAAAUUAUCAGAAUGCGGUGACCAACAGAUAGUAAAUGUAGUUACAAAGCUGAAUGCAAACAAAACCUGUGUGUGAUAUUAUCACCUGGCUCUAACGAAACACAUCUACAAGAAUGCUUUGCCAAUAAAAACACUGUAAACAUA
Molecule: messenger RNA, 2835 nt
Organism: Zootermopsis nevadensis
Lineage: Eukaryota; Metazoa; Arthropoda; Insecta; Blattodea; Termopsidae
Source: RefSeq, a predicted model, not a curated record